Messenger RNA from Chlamydomonas reinhardtii, 3416 nucleotides. RefSeq lists its product as uncharacterized. NCBI's taxonomy places the organism in Eukaryota, Viridiplantae, Chlorophyta, Chlorophyceae, Chlamydomonadales, Chlamydomonadaceae. The coding region runs from base 473 to 2590 and encodes 705 amino acids. The transcript is spliced from 10 exons. The record is from RefSeq and is a predicted model, not a curated record.
CAACUGGGACUGUAAAACUAGAAACAGAGCAACAAUCUCCUGGCACAUAUCCGGGGAACUGCUUCGGCCAAUCCGUCGGCCAAGCAGGUUGUCUCUUCGUUUAGUUGUGACGACUUCGCAGGGCACACUACAUGACCUGUUAGUCUUAGCAGCAACAGUCCAACUAGCAGCAUUUUGACGUCGGCUCAGCGCUGGGUGGCCAUCCGUUUUCGCGCAAGUAACUUCCCUACACCGUUGGGACCUUCGUCGCGCUGUUUAGACCACUCUACACUAGAGCUCAUAUUGAGAGAUCUACGACGUCAAGUGCAUACAGUACCCCGCGUUUUGGCAGGCUAGGCGAGCAGCACGUUCCCUCUACGGGCACCGAUUUCCGAGUGCCUUCCCCCAACGCUCAACUGGGCAGCCUCUACAACCGCCGCUAAAACACACAUACCCCACCACACAUCAAUUACACUUGACUGCAAGUAGCAAAAUGCGAUCAGCAAGCGCUUCACAUGUGGCGCUGGGAGUCAUCGCCGUGUGCCUGCUCGCAACCGCGCAGCAAGCAGCGGCCGGACUGUACCAGUCCACAGGCCUCAUCUCGGUUGUUGACACGUCCUACCCCAGUGGCGCUCACACCAGUGACUACGUGCUGACAGCAGACGUGGGAGGCAUUUACACGCUCAUUGCCACUGCGACCGCCCAAGCCGGAGGAGACCUCUUCACUGGCCUGGUGUCCGGUGGCAUUGUCCGCGUGGUCUCCUUCUAUGAACCCAAGCUCGGCCAGCCGUGGGACAUCUUUGGGCUGACUGUCAUCUCGCCUCCGCCGCCGCCGAUGCCUCCCGCACCCCCGCCCUCCCCUCCUCCUCCCACCUCCCGCAUCGGCAGCCGCGCUACCACGAAAUCCCUGCCCUGGGUGUCGAGCUGGAACCCGGGUGUGAUCCUGAAUCAGGACAUUCCCGACCCUCCGCGUGUCGUGCGUGAUCUGCCCACGCUGUUCAUUCUUUUGGACCUGUGCGGCAAGGGCGGCGGCCCAGCCGCCACCGAGGACGCGCUGUCAAACAUGCUGUACCGCGGCCUCACGCCUUUCCAAGACUACGUCGCCACCUGCUCCUACGGCAAGGCGCAGUUCGACACCACCAACACGCGCAUCCUGACCGUGAAGCUGCCGUGCAGCGGCGUGAGCAAGGUCAGCAAGAUGGCCUGGGACAGCAGCAGCUGCUCCAAAGACAACCUCUUCAACUGGAUGUACGAGGUGGAGUACUACAUUGACAACGUGCUCAAACCCAAGGACUGGAACCACAGGCGCUAUCGGCACCACGUGAUCAUCACGCCACCCAACAUGACGCAGUGGGCGGGGCCCGACUGCGACUGGAGCGGCAUGGGCAGCAUAGGCAUGGCGCAGGGCACCUGGUCCUACGCCUGGGUCAGCGGCGACAACUGGCAGACCAAGCAGGUGUACCUGCACGAGAUGGGGCACAACUACAACGUCAUGCACGCGGCCACCAUGCAGCCCGCCUCGGAGGGCGGCCCCGACGCCUGCAGCCACUGCGACUGGAGCAGCGCCAUGGGCUUCUGCUGCGAGACGCGCUGCAUGAGCGCGCCGCACAACUACCAGCUGGGCUGGGCAAAGCCCGCCGCAACCGUCAACAGCACGCAGCUGAGCGAGGGCAACACACUGGCAUUCGAGCUGCCCAGUCAAAUCAUGUCAGAUGCAAACUUCCUGCAGGUGACAACGGACUGGCUGACGGCGGCGUCGGUGUCGGCCGCCGGCAUCGACGACAUGGGCGGCCCCGCCUUUUACAACCCCGCCAACGCCACCUUCUACUUCAGCUACCGGAUGGACUUUGCCGACUUUGAUGAAGUGGCGGACGGCUAUGCGGGCGGCACAAACGUGUAUCUGUUCACUAUUGGCAGCCAGAUGGACAAGAAGGACAGUGUGCACCUGGCGCUGCUGACGGACGCCGCGCCCGCCUGGACCGACCCCAGCGGCAGCCUGGUGGUGCGGCAGGUGGGGGCCGGCGGCGACACGGCCAUCGUGACGGUGUGUCGGCCCGAUGCCGGCGGGGAGAAGAGCGAGGACGCCUGCACCGACUUCUGGGAUAACGACUGCGACGGCUUGAUCGAUGCUGAUGACCCCGAUUGCGCCUGGUACUACGACUCCCUGCCCUCUCCCUCGCCCCCGCCCCCCGCCCAGAAGGCAUCCCCUCCACCCUCUCCACCGAACUCGCCUCCUCCCAAGCGCAGCCCUUCCCCACCCUCUCCACCGCCCCCGCCCAAACGCAGCCCUCCCCCACCGCCCUCUCCCUCGCCGCCCGGCCUGCCCCCGCCGCCCAGCCUGCCCCCGCCGCCCAAGCGCCUCUCGCCUCCGCCCCGGCUUGCAGAGCAGGUUGACGCAUCACCGCCUCCCUCUCCUGCUCCGCCGCCAGCCAUCAGCGAUACCAGGUCUCCUAAGAAGAAGCGGCCGCCCCCGCCAGCGUCCGGCAAGAGCCCCAAGAUCCCUAAGAGCCCCAAGCCUGGAAAGCGCGGCUUGCAGGCUCAAGACACAUCGCGCGCACCCACCCGCCCAGCACCAGCCGCCAUCCGACACCGGCGGCACGCAGCAACUUAGCAGAUUACGUGUCCAACCAGGGCCGUGUCAGGUCCUGCCUGAGAGGGGCUUAGUACUGUUACAUAGAUUCUGAUCACGUGGCUGCUUUAUCUUGCUGCUGUUGCUGCCCCUGUUGGCGUUGAUAAUGGUGUGCAUAGUCAGGGCUUACAAAGACCCUGUCACCCAUACUCAUUCAUCCAUAGCGUGUGUGUCUUGCGCCUGCAAACGGCUUAGCGAGUCGCGCGGCAUUCCUCCAUUCUGUCUGAGGGAGGCGGCCUGCCGUGCUUGACCCUGGCUCAUAGCCCCGGUGAUUCCCGGCUGAGAGUAGCAUUGCCCUGCCGGCACAUUGAUUUCGGCUCUAGUCGGCUUAUGAAGAUCCUGAGCUUUACGGGGGCAACUAGUGAUGGCUUUCCUUUACAGGCAUGCCCCCUUCGGUGCGUGUACACGGUAGUAGAAGAAUGGCAGGAGAGGCAUAAACCUUUGAUAUGCGAUGUCUGAGUUCUGGAGACUCGAGCGAGCCGUGAUGACGAGGUUAGCAUAGCUUUAGGGCACGGAACACAGACGAAGCGGGUCUGCGGGUGUGCAUUCAGUGUGGCGACGGUUGGGCGGCAAGAAGAGGCGGCUGCACCUCACGCCUACACACCCGCCGAUGACAGGACGGCACGUCCAGCAUGGCAGUGUACGACUAUGCAAUGGGCGGUAGUAGCGUUGACCCAUGCGGUCGUGCAUGGCCAGUGUGGAUAUAUGGUCGCCGCAGCCGCUGCCGAAGGAUUACGCCUUGCCCGUGGUGGCAGGUGUCCGCAGGCGCGGCGUGACAGCCCACUGCUGGUUGUAACCAACCAGUUAC